AUGGAUGCGAGGAGGGAAUCAAAGAAAGAGGCAAAAAAGAGUUUGAAGAAUAUGCUUUCGCUGCGAAAGAAGGAUGGGGGAGGAGAGGCUCAUGUACGUGACGCGCCCGCAUCGUUUCACCAUCCCGAUAACCAUGAUCCGACCACUGCAACGAGUUACAGUGCCCGUAUUUCGCAGGACAACAGCUUAGAGCAUCUAUCGGCUGAAGAAAUUGAUGAACUUUUUGAGUCAAUGCUUGAAGAUAUGAAUUUGACAGGGGAGAAGCGUGCUCCCCUUCUGAUGAAACCACUCGAUUUCAAACGAAAGAUGUUGGCCUCCUCAAAGUACGGCGCAGCCAAAACCGUUGGCAGUCCAUCACAGUACUGCAGGGAUUUGAGCAAUCCUCAGCUCAGCAAUGAAAAGGAGAUAUCAAAAACUCUUGAGUCUCUCCGAAUCGCCCUCUUAAAUGGUCGUGUUAGUUGGGUGAAGGAAUUCAAUGACAAGGAAAAUGACGGACUUAAUAUACUACUGCAAUUUCUUGCACCGUCUCAAAAUACAACGAUUACUUAUCAGAGUCUGAGGUGUAUUCGAGCCCUGGGAAAUUGCGGUUAUGGUUUGUAUGCCUUGGUUGAUCACGAGACGGCAUCGACUUUUAUAGCGCGGUGUUUGAAUGUGCAUGAUAUUCCCCUAAUGGAAUGUGCCCUAGAGUUGCUUUCCACCAUGGCACUGUGUAGUCUAAAAGGCCACCAGAAGGUCAUGGAAGGAUUGACUUUUAGUGCAGAGUUUACAACCAACCAUCCGCCUCGUUUUGCUCCCCUAAUCAAAGGGUUGGCCGUUCCGGAGCUCGCUUGUGCCUGUCUUCAGUUGAUCAAUGUCAUUGCCUCGGCACGUUUAUUGUCGGACGAGACGAUCGAACUCGACUACCGUAUUCACCUCCGACUUGAACUCAAUAAACUCGGACUAGCACAAAAGCUGUGUGAAUUGGAAAAGUCAACCGACCCCAAUGUGUCCAAUCAUGUCGGUAUAUACCGACGUUUCGCAAGUGCAGAUUCCGAUGAAUUAUUCGAACGUUUCGAAGUGGCAAAAGCUGACUUAACCGAUCAACAACAAGUAUACCAGCUACUUCAGCGUUCAUUAGCUAACACAUCUUCUGAAAAGUCGUUUUUAUCUAUUCUGCAGCAUUUUCUUUUAGUUCCACAAGAGCCCUAUCGGGAACACUAUUACAAUCUAAUUAAUGAACUAGUAAGUCAAGUGGUUUUGCAAACCGAUGGUGUGGAUAUCGAUCCAGCUUCAGGUCUGCUUCGACUGGACGUCGAGGGUACGGUAAACGCAUUACUGGAUGCCUGUAAGCAGUCGAAUAGUGAUGACAGUGCAAAGGUCCAGGAACUACAGAAAAAGCUUGAUCAGACCUUGCAAGAAAAGCAAAAAGCCCAAGAGGCUCUUGAAAACCUACAGUCCGAAAUGAAGGGUUUCGGAGAGGGUACGAACGGGGAAACGGCGGCAACGGUCCCAGUGGCUCCCCAGCCGCCUCCUGCAGCAGGACCACCCCCUCCUCCCCCACCCCCACCCCCUCCUCCCCCUCCGCCCCCAGUUGGCGUGCCUCCACCUCCUCCGCCCCCAUUUGGUGUGCCUCCACCUCCGCCUGCUAUGGGCAUUCCUCGGCCUCCUGGGGCACCGCCAGUCGCCCCUUCAUUUGCCCCACCUCCUCUCCCCUAUGGCAUGAGGGCGAAGCCCGUCUACACACCGAAACUACCCAUGAAGAAGGCGAAUUGGGACAAAGUUAAUGAAAAGGAUUUAGCCGAGGAUUCCGUUUGGGUCAAGAUGCAGGAGAACGAACUAGCCUCUGACGAGCUAUUUCAGUCGCUUACGGAAAAUUUUAACACAAAACCACCCAAAAAGGUUGUGGCAAAUGGUGAUGGCAAUGUAGGCGCGGCAGAGGAAGAUGGAGGAACUAAGGGCUACAGUGCGUCCGCAAUAACACGAAAAGCUAAACAGAUAAGGUGUCUGGACGGUAAAUCGGCACAGUCCUUGUCAAUACUUCUUGGAUCACUUAAGGUUCCUUACGAUGAGCUACGAAGGCGCAUUAUGGAGGUGGAUGAAGCCCUUCUUACCCCUAAUAUUGUGGAACAACUUUUAAAAGCUUUACCAGAACCCGAGGUCAUAAGUCAAGUUGUCGAAAUGGUGGAUGAUUACAACGAACUCGCUGAACCCGAGCAAUUUUGUUGCAAGGUGGGGACCAUUAAGAAACUCAUUCCACGACUAAAGUCUAUACUCUUCAAACUCCGUUUCCAGGAGAAAGUUGAUGAAAUCAAGCCUGAUAUUGUGGCGGUGAUUGAAGCCCUCACAGAACUAAAGCAAAGCAAGCAUCUUGUACGAGUGAUUGAGAUGGUUCUUUUGUUCGGUAAUUACCUUAAUGCUGGAUCACGCAACGCCCAAUCACUUGGAUUUCAUCUUUCCUUCCUGCCAAAGUUGACCGACACUAAAGAUGUACUCGGCAAGUCGACGCUUCUUCAUUUUCUCAUUCGGGCACUUGAGAAAACUUUUCCUGAUACAGUCGUAGGUCUUUGUGAUGAUCUAACUUACGUUGAACGCGCAUCGCACUUCUCCGAAGAUGCAGCCAAUGCGGUACUCCUAGAAAUGAAACGCUCGGCAACUGCUUUGGAGACCGACCUACGGACGUACACGAGCCAAGAACCGAACGAUGCUUUUCCUACGGCGAUGAAGAACUUCUUGUCGGAAGCCAAAAAGCAAAUUGAAGAGCUUGAAAAAAUGUUUAAGCGAAUGCAGGAACGUUUCAAGGAGGUUGCAACGUACUUUGCUUUCGAUCCAGCCAAGUACAGCAUGGAAAGCAUGUUCUCGGACCUACAGAAAUUCGUUGCAGCCUUCAAGCAAGCAACAGCACAGAUUCACCAACAACGUGAAUUUGAAGAAAAGCAAAAACGCAUAAUGGAGGAAAGGCAGAAAUUGGAGGAGGAGAAGGCUCGUAUGCGUGCAGCUGGAAUGGGUAGUGGUGUUUCACGCAAACCCACAGAAGAGGACGGUAACGUCAUUGACACCCUUAUGGAAUCACUCAAAAGCGGGGCGGCGUUUGGACCAGGGGGUGCCGGUGGUGGUGCGCGACGUGGUCGAAAUCGCCCUCCCCCGCCCGGGGCGAACAUGCAUCCUGCUGCUGUAGCCCUUCGUCAGAAUUUGAUUCGUCAGCGCUCAAGGAGGUUCGCUCCUCCCGUCGAUAUUUAA
Molecule: messenger RNA, 3216 nt
Organism: Mesocestoides corti
Lineage: Eukaryota; Metazoa; Platyhelminthes; Cestoda; Cyclophyllidea; Mesocestoididae
Source: the annotation of a GenBank genome assembly